AUGUCUCCCUCCGCCACUGUUGAGUCCCACGGGGCUGACGAGACAGUUCUUGCUUUGCGCAAGGUUCUGACCAACGAGUCCGAGCCACUCGCUCGCCGCUUCCGUGCCCUCUUCUCUUUGAAGCAUUUAGCCUGCCUCGACCCUGCUACCGAACAAACUCUCCCGGCCAUCCAAGCAAUCGCAGCAGCGUUCGCAUCCAGCUCUGCCCUCCUCAAGCAUGAACUUGCAUAUUGUCUGGGUCAGACCCGUAACCGUGAUUCCGUGUCCUACCUGCAGCAGGUUGUGAAGGAUGUGGAGGAGGACGCCAUGUGCCGCCACGAGGCUGCUGAGGCUUUGGGUGCGCUGGGAUAUGCGGAGAGCUUGGAAAUUUUGAAGAGACUGCGCGAUGAUGAGAAUGAGGUCGAGAUCGUGCGGGAGACUUGUGAUAUUGCCGUUGAUCGGAUUGAAUGGGAGAACUCCGAGCAAAGAAAGGCUGAGAAGCUCAAGCCCAGCGAUUUCACAUCUAUUGACCCGGCCCCACCAAUGCCACUGAAGGCCAGUGAGCCAUCGAUUCCUGACCUGGAGCAGACUCUGCUCGAUACCAAGCUUCCUCUAUUCCAAAGAUAUCGCGCUAUGUUUGGCCUGCGAGAUCUCGCUUCUCCUCCCGAUCUCCCAACCGCAGUGGACGCCGUGAGGUCGCUCGCCAAGGGUUUGAAAGACCCAUCCGCCCUCUUCCGUCAUGAGGUUGCGUUCGUGUUUGGCCAGCUUUGCCAUCCGGCCUCGGUUCCGUAUCUCACCGAGUGCCUUGGCGACUUGAAAGAGGUUGGAAUGGUGCGUCACGAAGCAGCAGAGGCUCUUGGCAGUCUUGGUGAUGAGGAGGGUGUUGAGGACACAUUGAAGAGUUUCCUCAACGAUCCUGAGCAGGUCGUGCGCGACAGUGUUAUUGUAGCCCUCGACAUGGCAGAGUUUGAGAAGACCGGGGAGAUGGAGUAUGCGCUGAUUCCCGACCGAGCUACAGCUGCUGUCUCGGCGUGA
Penicillium diatomitis is the source of this 1014-nucleotide messenger RNA. RefSeq names its product deoxyhypusine monooxygenase. The transcript has 2 exons. NCBI's taxonomy places the organism in Eukaryota, Fungi, Ascomycota, Eurotiomycetes, Eurotiales, Aspergillaceae. Gene Ontology annotation, molecular function: deoxyhypusine monooxygenase activity. The record is from RefSeq and is a predicted model, not a curated record. Gene Ontology annotation, biological process: peptidyl-hypusine biosynthetic process. Bases 1 to 1014 code for a protein of 337 amino acids.